Molecule: messenger RNA, 2632 nt
Organism: Crotalus tigris (Tiger rattlesnake)
Lineage: Eukaryota; Metazoa; Chordata; Lepidosauria; Squamata; Viperidae
Gene: FBXO47
Product: F-box protein 47
Exons: 12
Coding region: 221-1663 (480 amino acids)
Molecular function (GO): protein binding
Source: RefSeq, a predicted model, not a curated record
AUUUUCAGUAUGAGGCCAUUCUUUUUAACAAAAACUUUGUAUUUGGGCACAUAACAUUCUGGAAGCCUCUGAAGAUGAAAAGUGAGAUGCAAAUGAUUUCAAAGAAGAAAUUCAUUAUUCUGAGCAUCUCUUGAAUAGAAACAAAAUGAACAUUCUACAAGAAAAGAGGAUACUUAACAUGUAGUAGAAACAACUUUAAACAGCCUUUUGGGAAUCAACAAUGAGCAGAAUGAAACCUAGUAAACAGAAACUGAAGAUCAGACCACCUGAUACUGAGACUGUAAUGGAUACAUCUGCAAACCAAGAAAAGAUAAUGACAUCUCCUACAAGAAGUAGCUCUACUUCGAUUCCUAAUCAAAAACAUCAAUGUAGUUAUCAACAUUCCAGCAAAUUUAGUAAUACCAUGCAAACAGAUUUUGCAUAUCUGUCCACACUUGGGGAUUUCAAAUCCCUUCCUUUAGAAAUAUUUGAAAUGAUUUUAGGAUAUCUUUCAGUGGCAGAUAUCAGCAUGAUGAGUAUGGUAUCAAAGAAUAUCAGCGACCGUGUUGUUAAUUACAUCUCAACUCCUUCUGGAAAUAGGAGAUUUUUUCCACAGGAUUUUCAUAACCAUGAACAAUCUGACAGUACAGGAUCCUCCAUUCUGGAACACUACAGAUCAUUAGGCUUAUUGUUUAAAAGGUGCACUUUACUGCUCCCUACAAAAGAGAGACUGAAGUACAUAUACAAAAUACUUUCAGAAAUUUCCUGUUUCAAAUUCAAUGGCUGCUCAGAUUCUUUGCACUGUUUGGGAUUACAAUGUUAUGGAGUAUUUUUACAGACCUUAACAGCCGGUUGGGAUGAAUUUGAAUGUCAGCGAGUUUACCAUUUUCUCUGUGACCUUACUAGUUUACCUCAGAGAAUGCAGAGAGUUGUCAGCAGCAAGCCUGGAAUUUUCCGUAAACUGGAAUUGAGGAUAAGGACAUUUUGCUGCAGUGUACUUCUAAACCAUUGGACUCACCAGAGUGAUUCGGCAUUUUGGCUGACCUGUAUUUUAAAGCCAUGGCCAAUAGUAAAUCAAGCUCGGCUGCUGUACCUAAUAUUUGGGCCUGCAUCUACACAGGAUGGAUAUGUUGAUUGGCAGAAUAUGAUUCAAGGCCCAACAGAUGAAAAUAGUUUGAAAGAGCUGGCAGAUGCUGUUAAACUAUUAUAUGAUACAGAAGCAAAGGAAUGGACAGCGGAUGAUGUCAUCAGUCUGGUGGAUGAGCUUGCAGUAAUCCCUCAGGAAUGGCAUCUUGAAAACAGUGCUCGGUUUCUUAUUUUGUGUGGAAACAACAUCUGCUUCCCAUUUAUGGCUAGUAAAGCUGUGAAUGGCCGAGCUGUUGAAUUGGCAAGACUGGUGGUGUUCUUGGCACUGGUAUGCGAGAAGGACCUCUAUUGCAUGGACUGGGCUGUAAAAAUGAUGCAGAAAGUCUGCAAUGUUUUCAGUAUCUCAAGUGAAAAGAAUGUUUUUUUGCAGAGCAUAGAGAAUGCCUUUGCACAAAUUAUCAUGGAUGCUCUACAGUUGGUGAUAUCUGGAGAGCAUGAUGAAGAAGAGACCAGCUUUUUAAAUCUGUUCCAUCUGGUCAAUGCACAAGCAAAUUUUCAUAAAGAAAUCCUUUAUUUAACCAUGAACAAUGAUAUGUAAUUUUUUUUUUGGUUUUGAAUUUUGAAAAUAUCCUAUGAAUAAGUAAAAUUAUUUUGCCCAUUAUCUUUUUUUAAUCUCCAUGUGUGGCUGAAUGCGUUCUGAUCUGCCUUCUAAAUACACAUUUCAUUGGGCUCUUAACUAGGGCUUAUUUUGGGGAAAGGGCUUAUAUUAGGCGCAAGCCAAAAAUUCAGUCUAGGGCUUAUUUUCUGGGUGGGUCUUAUUUUCAGGGAAACACGAUAUAUUAUAAUAUCAAGAUUUAUUUAUUAUUAAUUUUGCACUUGCUGAGGUGAGUAGUUUAACACACAAAUACACAGAGGCAUAUAAACAAGAAUAUGCAAAGAUUGGAACAGAAUAUGGAAUACAACUUUAAUGAAAAAAGCAAUAAUCUAUGUGCUGGUGAACCAAAAUAAUGCAAACCAUUAAAAUAACCAGAUAAAUAAUUAAUGCAAAUGAGCUGAGAGAUAGUUAUGACCCAUGGCCCGGUGACAGAUACGUUCUAAAAAAGAUUGUAAUGGAUACGUGCAACAUGCAAGAUAGCUAACAGCGUUUACCAUGCCUCCACAAAACUGCUAAAAAAAUGCAACAUUGUAAAAUGGUGAAACACAGAAAUGAACCGAAAGAGAAGAAAGUGAAUAAUUUCCUUCACAUCAUUUUAUUGCAAGAUCUAACUCAAUGGGGGAGGAGAAGAACGGGAGGAAUAGGAUUUCUUCAUUUACAAACAAUCCUCUGAAGAAGGAGUUGUGUUCUUCUGCAAUCCUGUUUCACACAAUUCUUCACUGAAUCUGUUGAUACUGUCUGAACAAAUUAGUCUAUAUUCUGUUUGCAGGAACAUCUAACUUUCUAAAGGACUCUUGCAAAAUCCAAACAAGAUGUUAAUAUGACAAAAUUCAUAUUAUAUAUAAUUUACAUACAUGAAUUGUAUGGAAUAGGUCAGGGGUAGGCAACCCAAAACACUCAAAGAGCCACUUG